AUGUUUAAUACAUCAAAGGCUCUGAUUUGUAGACUUCACAAAUCAUAAAUUUGCAUAGGUUUUUGUGUUUCCAUAAAAUGCCCUUAAAAUUCUAUCUAUUGUUAAUUAUGUUUAGAAGAAGAUCAUUCGGAUCAUAUGGAAAGUUGCAAAGAAUUUGGACAAAUAAUCAAAGACUUAUCAAUUUCUAUCAAAGAAAAAAAGAAUCACUUAGACAAGAUCAGAGAAAAAUAAAUUCAAUUAAGUCAAUUAAACAGACAUUAAAUUGAAGCCUAUGAAAAAUAAAUAGAAGAUUUUAGAAAUAUUUAAGGAAAUUUAUCGAAGUAAAAAUUGAAUUCUUUUUCAAAUGAAUAAAUCAUAAUGUUAAAAGAGGAAUUUUAACAAGAUAGAUAACUAGAUGAUUGUAAAUUUAAUAAAGUAUUUAGUAAAUAAGUUAAAUUAAAUGGAACACCUAAUUUAAUCUUUAGAAUUAACAAAGAAGGUUCGCUUAACUAAUGA
Messenger RNA from Paramecium tetraurelia, 495 nucleotides. RefSeq lists its product as uncharacterized. The transcript has a single exon. The record is from RefSeq and is a predicted model, not a curated record. Lineage: Eukaryota; Ciliophora; Oligohymenophorea; Peniculida; Parameciidae.